Molecule: messenger RNA, 1757 nt
Organism: Hypoxylon fragiforme
Lineage: Eukaryota; Fungi; Ascomycota; Sordariomycetes; Xylariales; Hypoxylaceae
Product: glycoside hydrolase family 18 protein
Exons: 1
Coding region: 238-1317 (359 amino acids)
Biological process (GO): carbohydrate metabolic process
Cellular component (GO): extracellular region
Molecular function (GO): chitinase activity
Source: RefSeq, a predicted model, not a curated record
AUGCUCUCCCAGUUACUGCUGAGCCAGUUCAGUCUCGCCACAAUAAACACCACAUUCAUUUCUUGCUUACUCAUAACUAUCACUUGGCCUUGGCCAUUCUAUCGCUGAAUCUUCACGGCUUAUUCUGCCAUACAUACAUCUAGUUCGAGCUCUCAUAUAGGCUCGCUAUCACCUACUAUCUUUAUAUUUCUGCACUGACAUUCACUUUUCGUCAAGGCCGAAGAACAUACACUCACAAUGUUUCUGCAAUCCGUCCUCACCGCUGGCCUCUUUUGGGCUCCAGCGGCCCUCGCUGGUUACAACGCAGGUGCUACGGACAAUAUCGCUAUAUAUUGGGGUCAAAACUCAGCCGGCAUCUCGAAUGCUGAUAAAUCCCAAAAGUCUCUGGCUGAAUACUGCGCCAACACCGAUGUAGAUAUCAUCCCCAUUGCCUUCUUAGCCAAGUUCAACCCCAUGGAGAUAGACUUAACGAACAUGGAUGAUGAUGAGAACAUGGGGCAGGAGAUUGCUUCAUGCCAGCAAGCCGGCAAGACCGUCCUUCUAUCUAUUGGCGGUUCCAUGUUCACUCAGGGGCCCUCUAGCCAGCAACAUGCACAGUUAUUAGCUGACCAGGUCUGGGGCAUGUUCGGACCUAAAGGCAACGCUGGCAACAGCAUCACCCGUCCAUUCGGCGACGCCGUCGUGGACGGCUUCGACCUCGACAUUGAAGCAGUCCUCCCCAAUAUUGCACCCUUCGCCGCUCGCCUACGUGAGAACAUUGACAAGGCCAAUAGUGGUGGCAGCCGUAAAUUUUACCUUUCCGCGGCACCGCAGUGUCCCUUCCCAGACGUCAACAAUGAAGCCAUUCUCCACGGUGACAAUGCUAUUGCCUUCGACUUCGUCAUGGUCCAAUUCUACAACAACCCCGUAUGCGACAUCCGUGUGUUUGCCGUCGGGAGUGACCCUAAGGAGGCAGGUUUCAACAUGGCCCAGUGGGAUGAGUGGGCCCGCUCGAGCAAGAACCCGAACAUGAAGGUGUUCCUCGGCAUCCCGGGCGGCCCCACCGCCGUCACCUCGACCGAGAAGGCAUCGUACAAGGCCCCCAACAUGCUCGCGCCCAUCGUCGCCUACAGCAAGUCGUUCUCGAGCUUCGGCGGCGUCAUGAUCUGGGACAUGUCGCAGGUCUACGCCAACGACGGUUUCUUAGCCGCCAUCGCCAACGACGUCAAGGCGCCCGCUGCGUCCGGCGGCCCCUCCAACACGAACACGAUGCGCCAGUCCAGCCACGCGCAUGCGCGGCGAUUGCGGAGAACCCACCAGCGGGAUGUUCGCUUAUGAUGUUUCUUGGAUGCGUUUGUCCUCUUUGUUCUGAUUUCGGCCUUGGUUCUCCUUGUGUGAGCAGCGAAAGAAAGAAGGGGAGAAAAAUAGCAAAUAGCAAGGUCGUUUUUGAAAAAAGGGGGGAAGCGCAAAGAUAUACGACACGACCACAGCUAUACCUGAAGGUGACGGCGACGAGCAUCUCGGGACCAAAUUGGGGAUAUGGAAAUCUACGAAAAAUGGUGAUGUGGGUGAAACUGGGCGGAUUUAUUCUUGCAAAAAGCAGAAGCAAAAUAAAAAACAAGAUUUAUCUUGAUAUAUCACAGAUUAUGACGGGGGCGCCAUUCCAGGGGCUUGUUUGGUUUACAAAACAAAUAUGCUUGGAAUGGGCAUUAUAUGAACCUAUAGAUACCCAUCUCCGCCAGUGGGUGGAGAUUUCCCCCCUUCUUCGUUUCCUUUUU